CUCGCCUCUGGAACUAUGCUCCCGUCGUGCCCCGCGGCACCAGGCUGGAGGCGGAGUGGAGUGGAGCGGGGCGGGGCGGGCCCGUUGCUAAGACUUGGUGGAUCGCCGCGGUGGAGCCAGGCUCCCUCAGAGAAGGAGAACAACUUCCCCCCGCUGCCCAGCUUCAUCCCCCUGAAGCCCUGCUUCUACCAGAACUUCUCUGAUGAGAUCCCCAUUGAGCACCAGGUCCUGGUGAAGAGGAUCUACCGGCUGUGGAUGUUUUACUGCACCACCCUUGGGGUCAACCUGGUCGCCUGCCUGGCCUGGUGGAUUAGUGGGGGCUCAGGAGCCAAUUUUGGCCUGGCCUUCGUCUGGCUGCUACUCUUCACACCCUGCAGUUACGUGUGCUGGUUCCGACCUGCCUACAAGGCCUUCCGAGCUGACAGCUCCUUUAACUUCAUGGCGUUUUUCUUCAUCUUUGGAGCACAGUUUGUCCUGACUGUCAUCCAGGCCAUUGGCUUCUCAGGAUGGGGUGCAUGUGGUUGGUUGGCAGCAAUUACUAUGUUCAAGACCAGUGUGGGGGCUGCUGUGGUCAUGUUGCUUCCAGCCAUCAUGUUCUCCCUGUCAGCUGUCAUGAUGGCAAUCAUGAUUCUGAAGGUGCACAAGAUCUACCGAGGGGCUGGUGGAAGCUUCCAGAAGGCACACACAGAAUGGAACACAGGCAUUUGGCGGAACCCGCCAUCAAGGGAAGCCCAAUACAACAACUUCUCAGGAAAUAGCCUGCCCGAGUACCCUACUGUGCCCAGCUACCCAGGAGGUGGCAGCCAGUGGCCCUAGAUGGUGUCGACCAGCCCUGCUGCUGCCCACUGCCUCUUCCUCUUCACUCCCUUGGUCUGGAGAGCCUGAGAGUCUGUCCCCACAGCCCUCCCAAGAGGGUCCCCAGCUGGGAUGGCAAAAGUGGGUGGUGGCCCUCGGGGGCUCCUUGAAAGCAUGGCCCAGCAGGAGGACACUCCUGAAUUCUGAAAAUGUGUGGUCACCUUGACAUCUGCCACAUGGCAACCACAGCUUUGUUUCAUCAGGUCAUGGAGACCUGACCCACUGGUCUUCCUGGGGAGAAGGUGGAGUACCCUGGCUGUGGGGUCUGUCUGGCACUCACUGCUCUGCCCCCCAUUAGCGGGGCAGACACCCUGAACCAGGAGGCCUCACAGCACCAGGCUUUCCCAUCCCCUGGGGUGACAGAGGGGCUUGAUGUGCAGCCUUGUCUUCAAUAUUCUCAUCAUCUUUCUGAGUCCCUAUCUGCCUGCAUCUGAUGGCUCUUGGGGAUCAGCCCACAAUGGCUAGAGGCAGAUCAGCCACCUGAAUAGGGGUGGUCUCUGCUGCUCCCUGUCCUCCUCCUCCCAGUCUCCUCCUUUGCCCCAGGCUUGAGGGCACAGUUGUGGGGUCUCCCUCUCUUGACCAGGGACCUUGGGCAAGACCUGCCUAUGCUCCAAAUCCAGGAAUCAAUUCCUUUGGUGGAGGGGAGAGAGGCUGGCCCAACCAGGCAAGGUGCACGGCAUCCCCUGGACCCAAUGACUCUUGAAGAAAAUAGCUGCCAUCUCCACAGAGUGCCUGUGGGGCUGUGUAUCCUCAACACAGGAGAAUGAUACCCCAAAUCUGGAGGCUCCUGAUUAAGACAUCAGGAGCUGAGGAACCCUUUUAAGUCUGCAGGAAGCAGACAGUUUCUCAGGAGACGGAGCCCCUCAAGAGUGGCCUUUUCCAAGGAAUUGAGAUGUGACAAAUCUCUGUGCCUUACCAAGGAAUUUCAGCAAACCAUCACUAUUUUCUUCCCUUCCAUCUUUCUAACUCUUUACGCAGUUUUGUCCUUAUUGAAAGAGCUGAGAUGCAUCUCUCGGGGAUUUCCACAGAACCUUUGAUAACUUUUAGGUCAGAGAGAAACCUUUUCUGAGCCACCUUUUCUUGCUUGCCAGCUAUGCUGUGGGGGGCACUGUGGGCACUGGCCCAGCCCCUAACCCAGCCACACUGGACUGGGCCCUCUCCAGCACAACCCUGUAUUCCAGUGCUUGCUUGCUUUGGUUGCUUGUGCCAAACACCCUUGGUGCCCAAAGGUGGCCACAGUGCCUGGGGUUGGGGCAAGGCAGCCAGGAUAGAAAACCUACCCUGCUGCAGAUCCACAUCUUGGGGUGAUGCCUUGGCUGACCUCCUGUGGAAAGCACCAGCUCCUCUGGCCACAAGGCUGUGUAUCAGCAUGCUAUGGUGGCUGGUGGCAGGUGCUUGAGCCUUGAGGUCUCCUGGCAGUCCCUGCCUGCCCUCCACCAUGCUUUGCCCCUCACAGCAUUGUGGGGUCUUUUGUUAUGUGAAGUUAUCCUAGAAAUAAAUCUUUCUGUAUCAGACAGUGCUCAGGGCUGUGUUUGUGGUAUAUGA
Nycticebus coucang (slow loris) is the source of this 2400-nucleotide messenger RNA. It is a transcript of the gene SCAMP4, whose product is annotated as secretory carrier membrane protein 4. NCBI's taxonomy places the organism in Eukaryota, Metazoa, Chordata, Mammalia, Primates, Lorisidae. The transcript has 6 exons. Gene Ontology annotation, biological process: protein transport. The record is from RefSeq and is a predicted model, not a curated record. Bases 16 to 816 code for a protein of 266 amino acids. Gene Ontology annotation, cellular component: recycling endosome membrane; trans-Golgi network membrane.